UAGAGCCAUUCCACAACAUUGCGCAAGUCAUGGUCCUUUCAUCCUAGGCAUGACGCUGCCAGAUGGUUCUGUGUGCGUUCAGGUCUUCAAUUAGCAGUGAUCACAACAAGGACCCUCAUUUUCCGUGGACCAGACUCCUAGAGCUUUAUACCCUUCAAAGAUCGCUGGCUUAUGAAUUGAUGAUAUCGUCGACUUCCUAUCGCUUCUGAUAUGGCAGUAUUGAAUUGGGAUGAGCUGCGAUUCGCUCAUUACAAUCCAGGGCAGUCAGUAGCUAUAUCAUCUGGUGUUUUACUCUUCAUUUACAUUAUUGCAAAUGCUAUAUACCGAUUAUACUUCCAUCCACUGGCACGCUUUCCUGGGCCACUUUUCGCACGAUUGACUCCGAUUCCGGCCACAUGGAGUCUACUUCGCGGUCGCAUACCCUUCUACGUCAAAGCCUGCCACGAUAAAUACGGUCCCAUCGUGCGGAUAGCGCCCAACGAGCUCUGUUUUGACAAUGAGUCUGCAUGGAAAGACAUCUAUGGCUCACGCGGGCUGGGCCACAAGAACUUUCAGAAAGACCCGAUCCAUGUAGGAUCGAUCGCAGCAGUUCACGGCGCGUCGACAAUCACUAUGGCGGGCGAUGAUGAUCAUGCUCGCCAACGGAGGGCCUUGUCACACGCGUUCUCCACCAAAGCACUACUUGAGCAGGAGUCGAUCGUCAUGAAAUAUAUCGAGACCUUCUCCCAGAAGAUGCAAGAAUUCGCUCGUGGGGACGGAAUUGUUGAUGUUACUGAUUGGUUUGCCUACACGACUUUCGAUGUCAUCGGUGAGCUGGCGCUUGGAGAGCCGUUCGGAUGCCUGCACAAUGAGGACUUCAGAUUCUGGGUACCUCUCAUUAGCGAGUCCAUCAAGGCAGGCGCUAUCGAGCAAGCCACUCGCCGCGUCAGUCAGACUGGCAGCCCACUUCAACGCUUCCUACAGUGGUGUAUACCGUCUCAUGUCGCCGAGAGCCGCAAGCAGCAUUUGGACUACAGCAAGGAGAAGAUCCUGAAACGAAUGGAAACGAAAACAGAUAAUCGCGACUUUCUGCACUACGUGAUGAAGCAGCAGGACAAAGGCGACCUCAACCUCGGUGAAGUCAUCGUCAACGGCGCAUUGUUCAUCAUCGCCGGCACCGAAACUACCGCUGGCUUCCUAACCGGUCUCUUCAAUCUCAUUACCCGAGCAGAGAACAAGCACAUCCUGGAUAAACUAACCGCAGAAAUCCGCUCUUCAUUCCAGUCCGAGGACGAGCUUCAUUUCGAGGACCUUGCGAAGCUGCCAUAUAUGACGGCUGUAAUUGAAGAAGGUCUGCGGAUGUUCCCCUCUGCACCUAUUGGAUUCGUCCGCACGGUUCCCGAAGGUGGCGACACUGUUUCCGGCGAGUUCAUUCCUGGUGGCACUACGGUGUCUGUCUGCAUGUGGGCAGCUACCAAGUCGGAAAGAAACUUUCAGGAUCCCUAUGUCUUCCGCCCGGAGCGCUGGCUAGACCGAGAGAACAAUCAGACGGAUAAGCUCAGUGCUAGCAACCCUUUCUCCUUAGGACCGAGAGGGUGCAUAGGAAGAAACCUGUCGUACAUGGAGAUGAGGUUGAUAAUUGCCAAAUUGCUCUGGCAUCACGAUGUGGAGAUGUAUGGUAGCAACGAGGUCUGGAACCCCAAAAAUGAAUACGAGAACAUGUUUGUAUACAACAAUUGGUUGAAGCCAGGCUUGAAGCUGAAGUUGACACCAAGGAGAAUCUGA
Molecule: messenger RNA, 1764 nt
Organism: Paraphaeosphaeria sporulosa
Lineage: Eukaryota; Fungi; Ascomycota; Dothideomycetes; Pleosporales; Didymosphaeriaceae
Product: pisatin demethylase
Exons: 4
Coding region: 211-1764 (517 amino acids)
Molecular function (GO): monooxygenase activity; oxidoreductase activity, acting on paired donors, with incorporation or reduction of molecular oxygen; heme binding
Source: RefSeq, a predicted model, not a curated record